Messenger RNA from Spirometra erinaceieuropaei, 4705 nucleotides. The record is from the annotation of a GenBank genome assembly. Lineage: Eukaryota; Metazoa; Platyhelminthes; Cestoda; Diphyllobothriidea; Diphyllobothriidae.
AUGGAGGGGUAUGGGGAAUGCCACUCUGACUACGUUGAGGUAUUUGAUGGACCUUCGGCAUCUUCGCCCAUGUUGCUCAAGAUCUGCGGGCUUGACGUACCACCAAGCAUACAGUCAAGACAUAACACGAUGGCUGUGCGUUUUGUCACCGAUGACGUCUACCAGGACAAGGGUUUCACGGCAAGAUUUGAAAGAGGUGAGUUCUUUUAAAGCGCACAAGCAAUGGAUUCUACCGCAUAUGUUACUCUCAGUAGUUAGGAUCCAGCGGUUGUGCAGUGUUUGCAAUGUCCGACUAUGUCGGAGUCGCAUCCACACAGUCAGGUCAUAAAUCUCAUAAAUCUAACAAUUAAAUCCUUUUCACCAACGCUCACCACGAUUUGUGGGAAAUGUGCGUUUACAAUUUAAUACAUUCAAAAGGCCUUCUUUAAGGCCCUGUAAGCAAAUACAGUCAUUUAAGUUCGACAAUUAUUAGGAAUUAUCUGGCACGUCCGUUUUUACGUGAUUGGCGUAAUGUUUUAAUCUGCUAUUUUUUGACAAUAUCGUUGGCAUCUUUAUGUCGCCAGAUAUUUUUCACAUGGUGUCCGCUCCCGCUAAAUUUUUUGUGAACGCAUCUUCAAAGCUUCGCUGACGUAUAUGUCAACCAAAUGUUAAUUCAAUUACCCAACAUUAAUCCUGACACUUGAUAUUUUCCGUGUUAACCAACAAAAUACUGCAAAUUAGAUAAGCACGAACACUGUGAUUCCAUAUUUCUGCCUUAACUUUUCCUUCGACUGGCAACCAAAAGGCGGAGAAUGGGGUGUGUUUUAGGCUUCAAAUAAAUGGAGCUUUUUAUGUUGCACCUAUAAUUUGCAUGUGAACAUGUAGCAGGUUGCCUUAGACAUCCCUCGAAUACUUAUGUUGAUUUAUUUCCAUACAACAGCUAAUUGCGGAGGCUACUUAAGGGCGAAUGAAGGCACCUUUGCCAGUCCCGGCUACCCGGUUGAAUAUCCGCCAAACAGUAAAUGCACCUGGCGGAUUGAAAUUCCUGUUGGAUUCUCCGUUAUCCUCAGUUUCGACAGUUUCAAGGUGAGUACCGAUGCGCCUCUGCAGACACUGUUUCUGAUUUUAAUACACAAGUGUGCCUCGGUCUCAUUCGUUAUCGGGAUUAACCAGAUCAAUCACUCCAUCUGCCAAGACGUGCCAUGCACCAGCAGCCACCCGAAGCGGCCCCAAGGUUUGUGAGCGUCUGCUAGGCCAUGAUUAGCAAGCUGUGGCCCUUGCAGCCUGGUGUGCGCUGACAGUUCUUCGGCACCUGGUUCUCUGACGGUAGAUGCGCUUGCGCCCUUGCUUGGUAUACAGGUCAUGAGCAUGGUUGUUCAGUCAUUCGUGUCUUCUCUGUCGUUGAUGUAGUUGGUCAAAAUCCUGAUCAGGUGUUUUUUGUGGACAAGGGGUGUGAAGUGACGUGCAGGACUGCGACCUCUCCACCUUUGGUCUUCUUGACUAUGUAUUGAUACCGAGUCCAGUUGGGGGAGGAGAAAGUACGGUAGACCCUGCUCAAAUGCCCUUUCACUAAAAGCUACUUUCCGCGUAAGUCAGCGUGCCUGCUUCACCUUGCUGUGGAGAACACGGUGGACAUCCUCGAAUGCGACGGCCAAACUAUUAUAUGCGGAAGCUGAAGAUAAACUGAAGUUGGCGCACCUAGAUCCUUCCUUCGUUUCAGUUGACUUUUCUUAUAUAAUUCCACUUUUUCAGGUUCGUUAGUAAACAACUGUGGCAAACUGCUGCAUCCCGUCUUGAUGGUCCUUCUUGUUAUAGGCACUAAUUGAAUAGCAGUUAUCUAAGUCGACGGUAGAUAGCCCUUUUUUGCUUUUUGCAUUCUUUAGGUGGAAAAUAAAGGGGACUGCGUCCACGAUCACAUAGAAAUAUAUGAUGGCCCUUCGGAGCAUUCUCCUUCGCUACGUAGAAUAUGUGGGAGUGAGAUACCAGCACCGGUAUUGUCGACAAGUAAUACGAUGACUGUGCGAUUCGUUUCAGAUCAUGAUUCUCAGGAACAGGGAUUCACAGCACGAUUUAAGAUGGGUAAGUUCUUGAACAUUGACUAACGAUGAUGCGACAGUUACAAAUAAUUAGCAACCUUCGGUUAUUACACGUUUCAGAAUGCCAUCCACACAUAUCUAUCCAUAUCUUAUUUAACAUAUCUAAUUUAAAUACCGUUUUUCUCAGUGCCUCCGGGCCUUUUUCAGUCCAGAGCCUAGCUCUGUAUUGUAUUGUUUUUUAGGGUAAUAGGCAAUGCCCCUGAUGACCCUAAGGUUUACAAUUAACUCGGUUUUUCGUUGCUAAUCAAGUACAAAAUUUAGUAAUAUAAAUAGCGCUAUAGUUUGGAAUAAUUAUGUUAUGGAACGUUACGGCAUCAAGCACGACCGAGUUAGUGGCCUUAUCAACAAAUAGUGCCCUUAAAGUUAAAUAUAAUCCGAUACCAAGGACACAUUCCGUUGCUCAUCAAAGAACUGCUGGAAAUUAUCUUGAUGGAUUCUCGACUGGAUUCAGCAGGAUCCCAAAAAACAGGAAAGUUGCUCCUGGUUGGACAUUGCUUAAGGGCAAAUUUCUUCAUGAGACCUUAAUGGUGGUCAUUCAUCAGAUAGAAUAUUCUGAAGAGCGGCGUGACCACGAAAGAUCCAACUAGAAUUUAAGGUUAAUUUUCGCAUUAUCGGGCGAAAUACCGUCGUUUGGUUAGCGGAAAAUAAGGACGGUGAUAACCGGAGCAUUUGCGGUGGGGAGACUACACGUAGGCCAAAGUAUAGCCCUAAAUGUGCGCAGUGAUCAAAUGGGAGCGGAUAAUUCAGCGCACUAAACGCUGAGUCAUAUGUCUAGGAGCGUACGCAAGGCGUUUCCUAAAUCCAUCGCCUUUAUGAUUAUGCAGAUUGCUCGACUGUCCGUGAAGACAGCUCGCGUGUGCACACUGUCAUGAAUCCGUGAAUCAGUAGGAAAAACCUGCUAAUUCGGAAGUAAUAUUUGCAAUCUAUUUUACAAAAGUAUUGACAGGUGUUGUCAUUGGCAGCCUUACGUCGCGCCAAAUUUGAAUGUGUGGCCGAAUCUCGUCGAAUUAACCGCCGCGGUGCGGAAAACUGUCGCUAGAUCUCAAAUUACCGCUUUUUCUACGAGAUCCGGCCACAAAAUCAAAUUCUAUGAGGCCGAAAUUCUCGCAAGAAUUGACAAGCGCGUGAGCCGGGAGCUGCUUGAGUCAUGGUUUACUGGCACCCAGUCCAUUAACAAGUGCAAUGAUCUUCCCAUUCCAUACUCGGCGGAGUAAAUAAGCACGAGGGGAGCGCAGGUCUGCACUUUUCGCAACGUCAGGGUCGGUGAUUCAGAUGCUCGAGCAAUCAUCACACCAAUAUCCAAAACAUUUGAUAAAAUUGCAGCAUUAAACGACGCGAAUAUCGGUCAUCAAUAAGUCAUCACACAAAGCACGACGAUCCCUAAUGAAGAAGGGGGGGGCAGCCGUGAACAUUCAUAGGUAUGCGCCAGCAUGGCGACUGCAUCCUAUAAAUACCGAAGCCCCAUAUACAUGAACCACCCCUAUCUGCUUUUGUCUCCGUUGAUGGGUUCGAGCAAAAAUCCGAAACGUCAGGCAAAUUAAGCUGUUGUCCCAGCGAUCUUGUCUCCUUCAAGAUUCGCAAAGUCUUAAACGGUUGGAGGUUAAGUCAGUUCGGGCAAUAUUAGGUUCAUAGACUUGGCUGUGCCAUACAUCAACAGAGCAUUAUCACCAACAUUUAGUAUAAAAUACAAUUUUAGAAGAAACCAGUAUUUCCUGCUUGUAAUACUUAAUUUAUAAUAAUGCAAAUACAGAGCCGCCAACCGUAAGAUAUUUCAUCUUCCUAGCUCCGCUUGCCAAACUCGACAGCUGCGCAACCGUGGAUCACGAUUGUGGGCAUUUCUGCGUGAACAUUCCAGGCAGUUAUAUGUGUAGAUGCAUUGAGGGCUACACUCUUCUUCCAGACGGAAAGACCUGCACGCGUAAGUAAAAUAGUAUCCUUUCAGUUGGUAUUUGCAUUGCCUAAUUACUUCUUAGCCAAUUAAACAUGCUUCGCUGAUAUUAAAUGGAAAAUGUGCCGCCUCAUUUACCCACCAAUGCAUAUAUAUGCACCUUUAAUCUCCACUAACAAACCUUAUCCCCGGGGCCAUCUUUCACAACAUUCUGUCAAUGUUAUGACCCGCUUGGUACUUAAAAUCCCGUGGACCGUAUACGCACUCGACCCUUGUAUUCAAUAUCAAAGCAGCAGACAAAAAAAGCCCAACCGGCCACGGAAAGUGUAUCAGAAAAACACUGCAGGUCGCGACUAGCUGAAAUGUGACGCAUAUUUAUAACACGCUACUGCGGUUCGCCGGCAUUCGGCCCAAUGAACUUCGGGAAGAGGGCAGUAGCCAAUGGAGAGGCGCCCGACUAAGAUGACAGCGCUGCAGAGAGAGUAAACGUACAUGUUCUCCAGUGAUUGGUUGGCUCUUUUUUUUCGGGAAUGUAGGCAUUCCCAACAGACAGUACUUUCUAGGUAAUCUCGGCCCAAAUCGAGCAGACGACCAGGAUCGCGUGAAAUCACCAAUUGCACAGUGCUCAAUGGGCUUUAGCCGUCUGGUCAUGAGCAAGGGAGUGAAUAGACACCUCGUAGAUGUUCUUCGCAUCUACACAGCCACAGCAUUGCGGCACACAGCCAAUAAUCGCAAACCGUAG